CAGCACCCGGAAGUCGACAAACUUGAGUUAGUCUCCUCUCUGGGUUUCAUCAGCCACACGUUUCAGUCAAAACCAAACGACAGGAGAGUUUUUGCCUGAGGUGACAGAAAGAUGGGAGACCCGGUGGCCGAGUACACAAGCCGACUGCAAGAGCAGGAGCGGGAGAUUCGCCGUCUUUCUGCUGAGAUUGAGAGCCUGAAGAACCCGCAGAACCUGAGUGCAUCUCCACAUCUGGAUGGGCUGAGGGAGGAGAACGCCCGCCUCAAAUACCGCCUCAACAUCCUGAAGAGGAGCCUUCAAGAUGAGCGCAGUCACUGCACUAAGUACAUGAUGAACAUCAACCAGCAGCUGCAGGAGAUCUUUGGCGAGGCGAUCCGGGCGUCCUGUCCCGAGCUGGACAACCCGCCGCUGGCCGUCACGCCCAACCAGCAGGCCAAGUUUGGAGACUACCAGUGCAACAGUGCCAUGGCCAUGGCCCAGAUGCUGAAGGCCAAAGGAAUAAAAGUCAACCCGAGGGAAAUCGCAGAGAGGAUCGUCCAGAAUAUUCCAGACAACGAGCUGAUCCAGAAGACAGAGAUCGCUGGACCAGGGUUCAUCAACAUCCACCUGAAGAGGACGUUUGUGUCCAAACUGUUGUCCAACCUGCUGGUGAACGGAGUGCAGCCACCGCCGCUGGCCUCCAGGAAGAAGGUGGUGGUGGAUUUCUCAUCUCCCAACAUUGCCAAAGAGAUGCAUGUGGGUCACCUGCGCUCCACCAUCAUAGGAGACAGCAUGUGUCGCCUGUUUGAGUUCCUGGGCUACGACGUUCUCAGGUUGAAUCACGUUGGGGACUGGGGCACCCAGUUCGGGAUGCUGAUCGCUCACUUGCAGGACAAAUUCCCAAACUACCUUGACGUGUGCCCACCCAUCAGUGACCUGCAGGCCUUCUACAAAGAGUCGAAGAAGCGUUUUGACGAGGAGGAGGACUUUAAGCGGCGAGCGUACCAGUGUGUUGUCAAACUGCAGAGCAAAGAGCCAGACUUCAUCAAGGCCUGGAACCUCAUCUGCGACGUUUCCAGGAAAGAGUUUCAGAAAGUUUACAGCUGCCUGGACAUCCAGAUCAUCGAGAGAGGAGAGUCCUUCUACCAGGACAUGAUGACGGCCGUGGUGAAGGAAUUUGAGGAGAAAGGUCUGGUGGAGCUGGACGAGGGUCGUAAGAUCGUCUUCGCCCCGGGUCAGUCCAUCCCGCUGACCAUCGUCAAGUCGGACGGCGGCUACACCUACGACACCUCGGACCUCGCCGCUUUGCGACAGCGCAUCUUCGAUGAGAAAGCAGACGUCAUCAUCUACGUCACCGACAGCGGACAGGGCACACACUUCCAGGUGGUGUUUGCCGCGGCUCAGAUGAUUGGCUGGUACGACCCCCAGGUGACACGGGUGGAACACGCCGGCUUUGGAGUGGUGCUGGGGGAGGACAAGAAGAAGUUCAAGACACGUUCAGGAGACACGGUGCGACUGAUGGACCUGCUGGACGAGGGGCUGAAGAGAUCCAUGGACAAACUGAAAGAAAAGGACAGAGACAAGGUCCUGACCCUGGAGGAGCUGACUAAAGCCCAGACCUCGGUGGCGUUCGGCUGCAUCAAAUACGCUGACCUCUCCCACAACCGCAUCAACGACUACGUCUUCUCCUUUGACAAGAUGCUGGACGACCGGGGCAACACGGCGGCGUACCUGCUGUACGCUUUCACCCGCAUCCGGUCCAUCGCACGCCUGGCCAACAUCGAUGACGCGACGCUGAGGAAAGCGGCAGAGACGACGGAGGUGCUGCUGGACCACGAGAAGGAGUGGAAGCUGGGGAAGUGCAUCCUGCGCUUCCCCGAGAUCCUGCAGAAGAUCCUGGACGACCUGCUGCUCCACACGCUGUGCGACUACCUGUACGAGCUGGCCACCACCUUCACCGAGUUCUACGACAGCUGCUACUGCGUGGAGAAGGACAGGCAGACAGGUGAAGUGGUAAAGGUCAACAUGUGGAGGAUGCUGCUGUGCGAGGCCACAGCGGCCAUCAUGGCCAAAGGCUUCGACAUUCUGGGCAUCAAUCCCGUCCAGAGGAUGUGAUGUCACAGUGCCCCGCCCUCUCCUCCGCCCCCCCCACAUCCACAUCCCAGUUCACCUGAAUGCCAAACGGAAACGGACGACAAAUUGAAGAUGACAAUAAAUAAUAAAAAUAGAAUCUAUGAGCCUUUUUUCACUCACUUCACUCACGGGAUUUGAAAAGUUGAUUUCCAAAUCUGUUCAAUAAAAGUUAUGACCAUGAAGCCAAA
This is a messenger RNA of Myripristis murdjan (pinecone soldierfish), 2300 nucleotides long. RefSeq names its product arginyl-tRNA synthetase 1 (gene rars1). Gene Ontology annotation, cellular component: cytoplasm. The record is from RefSeq and is a predicted model, not a curated record. The coding region runs from base 112 to 2094 and encodes 660 amino acids. Gene Ontology annotation, biological process: arginyl-tRNA aminoacylation. The transcript is spliced from 15 exons. Lineage: Eukaryota; Metazoa; Chordata; Actinopteri; Holocentriformes; Holocentridae. Gene Ontology annotation, molecular function: ATP binding; arginine-tRNA ligase activity.